UGAUGCCGCCGCCGCUGGACUGCCCCGACUUCGACCUGUCCCUGGGCGAGGAGGCGACGUCCCCGCAGCCGGGGAGCGGGGCGGCGGCGCGGGGCCCCCCGACGUGCCCGGAGCCCCCCGAGCCGUGCUGGCGGGACGCGGCGGAGCGGCACCAGCGGGCGCUGGGGGAGGCUCUGGAGGAGAACAGCCAGCUGCAGGAGACCCUGGCGCAGAGGCAGGAGGAGCUGGCGACGCUGCGGGAGAGCAACGUGCAGCUGAAGGAGCUGGCGAGCCAGGCCCGGCAGCUGGCCGCUGUCCUCGACAAGCUGAUGCUCCCGCAGUGCCCCGACGGGGCGGCCCUUCCUCCUCCUCCUCCUCCUCCUCUUCUUCCUCCUCCUCCUCCUCCCGCCGCCGGCAGCGAGGGGGCGGCGGGGGUGGGCCCGAUGCUGCGCUCGGUGUCGGAGCAGUGCCGCGCCGCGCUGCGCAGCCUGGCGGGCAGCCCCCCGGCCAAGCGGCCCCGCCUGCACGGCGCCUUCCGCGGGCUGCGCACCGGCCGCGCCGCUCCGCGCCCCGGCGGCGGGGGGCUGCCGGGGGGGGGCAGCCUGCGGGCGGCCCUCGGGGAGGAGGGCGGCAUCCGCACGCUGGCCUUCCCGCAGGGAAACGCCUUCACCCUGCGCACCGCCGCCGGAGGGUACCGCUUCCGAUGGGUGCCGCGGUGA
Messenger RNA from Cygnus olor (mute swan), 698 nucleotides. It is a transcript of the gene MCIDAS, whose product is annotated as multiciliate differentiation and DNA synthesis associated cell cycle protein. The record is from RefSeq and is a predicted model, not a curated record. Lineage: Eukaryota; Metazoa; Chordata; Aves; Anseriformes; Anatidae. The coding region runs from base 3 to 698 and encodes 231 amino acids. The transcript has 3 exons. Gene Ontology annotation, cellular component: nucleus. Gene Ontology annotation, biological process: negative regulation of DNA replication; negative regulation of cell cycle.